Molecule: messenger RNA, 1368 nt
Organism: Mesorhabditis belari
Lineage: Eukaryota; Metazoa; Nematoda; Chromadorea; Rhabditida; Rhabditidae
Source: the annotation of a GenBank genome assembly
AUGCUUUUUUCGAUCUUCUCGAAUUAUGUGCCAAGAUGGAAAUGCGAAGAAGAGGAACAAUUUGCAAAGAAUUGCAGUUCUUUUGAUCGAUGCAAUGGUGUGGUUAUUUGGGAGGAUCGGGCAUUCGAUUCAGCUGCUCUUGAUUUUGGCUGGGUUUGCGGAAAUAUGGCUUAUUUGCAACAGCUCUUUUCACAAGUUCAAUUUGCUGGUGUUUUGCUGGGAACUUUCUCAUUUGGAGCUUUGUCAGAUGCGUUUGGGAGAAAACCGAUAGCCACAGUUGCAUUGGCUCUUGGAAUCUCUAUGAACUUUAUUACGGGAAUUGUUCCUAGUUGGCAAAUAUUGCUCAUCGUUCGUUUCUUUGUUGGACUGGCGAUUGGUGGAACUUUGGUUGUGGUAUGCACGUUUGUGAUGGAGAUGCUCCUUCCACAGCAACGUAUGGCUCUACGGGCAUUCUUCAAUUGGGGUGUAGCUCGCCUAGCUGUAACUCUCAUUUGUUACGGAUUUCCCGAUUGGAGAACGGCGUCGAUUGUUUGUGCUCUUGUUGCUGCACCCGCUUUGCUCAUUGUGAUUUUCAUCUUCCCAGAGAGUCCAAAUUGGCUUCAUCAUAAGGGUAAAACUCAAUCGAUGAUUGACAGUGAAAAGAAGAUUGCUAAAUGGGCCGGCGUUCCUUACAAGCCAGUUGCGCAUAAAAAGAUUGAACAUGCAAAAACUUUUUGUGAAAUGAUCAAAACCGGUGGUCUUUUUAAAAGAUUAAUCGUUUUGUGGACAAUGUGGUUUUCAGCGUCAAUUUGUGGCUAUGCAACAGAUCUCAAUUCGAAUACUAUAUCCGGAGAUUUAUAUUGGACUCAAGUGUAUUUCUCCGUAUUGAUUGCUGUCUCGAAAAUGGUUUUGGUGGUUGUUGAUGCGAAUUUCCCCGGGUUCUCUAGACGAUUACUUCAUCAAGGCAGUCAAGUUGUUGUCUGCAUUUGUUUCCUUGUACUCACCGUGAUGAGUAUUAAAGAGUAUACGGGACCAAUGCUUUUGGUGGUUUAUUUAAUGGGAACUGUUUUCAUUGAGUAUACGUGGGAUGCAUGCUAUUUAUGCGCUGUUGAAUCGAUGGAAACCUCUUGCCGCGCCUCAGCUACUGGAUCUUGUUCUUUAGUUGCUAGAAUUGGUGCAAUCUGCGCUCCAACGCUCAAUCACCUUAACACAAUUUGGCCUCCAUCUGUCUUCUUGGCGGUAACAAUAGUUGGAGUGAUCAAUCUAUUUGUUUCCUACUUCUUCCUUGUUGAGACUAAGAAUGUAAAUCUGGACAAUGUGACGAUGGGAGAAAGACCGGAAGAGGGCAGUCCUAUGCUAGUUAAAGAACAAAAAACAGAUGAUCUUGAA